AUCGCAAGAAUGUACAGCCUGAAGGAUGGAAUCUUCGCGGACAGUCUUCUGGGGGGAGGCUCCUGCUUCGAGCGACUGACUCCUUGUUCCUGUCGCUCCGUGCGGAAGCCUCCGUCGAGAAGGUCUCCGAAGAGGCCAUUCCAGCCACAAGAACAACAGAACACCUCGAACACGGGGAACCGCCUGGUGGAGCUGAUGGAGAUGGGUUGCCAAUGUAGCCACCAGUCGUCCAGGCAUAGAUGGCAUUCGAGCAGCCAGAAAAUCAUCCUGGCACUGGCCGUUGUCCUCAACCGUCCACCGGAUGUGGUGUCCGACUUCCUGCACUUGCUCACGCUCCAAAACUUUGCUCACAUCCUCAGGCCUCGAGGGUGUGACUCCAAGAUUCCCUAUGUGAACUGCAGUGUCUGCGAAGAUUACUUCAGGAUUUUCGACAUCCAUGGAAACAUCAGGGACCGCCGUGAUCAGGACUCCCUGACGCUUCUUAUGCAUGUCGUGCAGACCGUGUUGAAGCAAGAUUGCCCCAAGGACUCGGGACAAGCAGACGAAAUUUAUGGCGCCCCACAAAAAAGGGAUUCCAGAGCCAGAAGGGCGGGAAUCGACCGUGACUCCAUCGCUUGGCAAAACGGGAGGAGGCGGUUGAUGGACUCGGAGCAGAAGGCCAAUGAAAACAGAAGCCAUCUUAACUCCAGACGGAAACCCUCGGCUGGAGAUGCAGGCACCUUGUUCGGGGCUGCCUUUGACACCGAUGACUUAUUUGGCCCAAUGAAUAGGCCCAACUGGUUCUUCGAUGGUAACCUCACUAAGGAUCGAGCUAAACUGCUUGCUGAUCUGCUCCGUCAGAUCAACGGGAAGACCUCCCUGACGCGGGACUCGGACAAGUUGAUAGAUGCCAUCAAGGACCUCGAUUUGGAUGGACCGCCUACUCCGAGGCAAUCGUCCACCGAUUACGACAUGGUCAGGAGGCUCUCGGAUUCCUACUACGAAAGGGUUAAGGCCUCUGCCUCGAAAUCCAUUCUUAGGAAACGCUUCUUGCAUGGCUCAAAGAAAAGGUCGAGGACUAAUUCGCGUGGUUUUAGCCAGGUAGGACGCCACGAACGACGUUUCUACGGCGCUCAGAUUCCGGUUCUCCUGCACGAACCCUUCAACCGGGAGAAACCCUGGACCUGGAUGCGCCGCCAUCCCCGCCAGGUUCGGGUAAACGAGCUGGGUUGGAUAGACGACGGGAACAUCCGACGGUAUCGACGCGAGACUGUGGAGCAGCUGAUGGAGGAAGCCAGACAACGCUUCUCGGUGAACUCUGUAAUGUCGCAGAGCUAUUCAAAAGACCUACCUCCAACUUGGCGCUCGUACCGCCAACGCUAGGCUAUAGAUUUUUGUGAUUCCCUCGCUAAUGAAAAUAUGUCGCUCUAUAGAAAUUAACUCAGAUUAAAUAAAUACUUGUAAUAUAUUGA
This is a messenger RNA of Drosophila ficusphila, 1451 nucleotides long. RefSeq lists its product as uncharacterized. The transcript has a single exon. Lineage: Eukaryota; Metazoa; Arthropoda; Insecta; Diptera; Drosophilidae. The coding region runs from base 10 to 1362 and encodes 450 amino acids. The record is from RefSeq and is a predicted model, not a curated record.